UAUGAUAAGAACUGAGUUGGUUCAACGCCUUGCAGUUGUACUGUUUUGCUUGAGGAGCACGUACAUACUUUGUGCACCGAUAAUAAAGGUGGGGAAAGACAAUGUAACGAUAUCGACGCCAGGCCUGUUUGGCUGUGAGAAAAUUUCCUUCCAAAGUCCUUUCUCUGAUGGACAGCAAGUUAAGGUAUUCGCUUCAUUUGGACAUACUGUAAAAAGUCCAAAACAUCGGUUUGGUGCAGCAGUCUGGGUGGAGUCUGUUUCUACUGGUGGGUUCACAGUCUGCGUUUUGGAGUAUGGAGAAGGUUCAAAAGGUUUUGCUGAAGUGAACUGGAUUGCUUUGCAAUCUACACCUCUUGGAUCUCAGCUAGGAACUGUGGCGUUGGAUCCAUGGACUACCGGAACCGAGUGUAUUACUAUCAACUUUGAAAAGCGCUUUAAGACUACACCAAAUGUUUUAGUUUCCGCCAGCCAUGAAAUUCUGAAGAGACCACAAGAUGCUAUGGCUAUUUGGGUAAAAGACUUGAAUAAGGACAAUUUUAAAAUUUGUUUCAGAGAGACAAAGAUUCUUGAUGGAUUACACAAAGAUAUCCGAAUGAACUGGAUGGCGUUUAUAGCUCUUAAGGUUGGAAACUUCACUUUAACCAAAACUGUAAUGCUGAACAAUCCAAGCUCAAAAUUCCAUUACAGUAACCAUGCGUACUGUCAGAGUAUAAACUUCACCGAUCCGUUUUAUGCUCCCCCUGUUGUAGUAGUGACACCAAAGCAGGGUUAUAUCAAUAACCACUCGGACCCUCCUUUCUCUCAGUGCAGUGCCAUUACAGCUUGGGUAGAGUUCACCUCAAGGAAAGAUACGAAGGUGUGUUUAAGAAAAUACCAGAGCAAAGAGGAAAGUAACAGUGCCAUUUCAAUUGAUUAUGUUGUCGUAGGAGACUUGGAUCCGUGCCUGCACGUUACCUGCUAUUUCUAUGGCCUAUGUAAGGCCUUUGGACCGCAUGACGCCCGCUGCGUGUGCUUAGACCGCUGUCCGUCGUUCCACGAGCCUGUGUGUUCUUCUAAUGGUACAACGUACGGCAACGAGUGCUUGUUCAAACGAGAGACGUGUCUUUUGAGGCGUAAUUUUUCAGUGCAACAUCCAGGUCGUUGUGAAGUUUUUCCAUUCCAGCAUGGUCGCCAACACAUGCCUCACAUUCCAACACUGGGAUAUUCUCAUUGUGUAGUGAUCCAUCUGCAACCUUUCGUAUUCUAUCCUGACAAACCCAUUGAAGUUCAGAUCACUGUCAAUCACAUCGACACCAGUGACAAGUCGUAUGUACACGAUGCGGCAGUGUCAUGGGUUGAGAACACCAAUUACGAUAGAUUCACCGUUUGUGCCAUGGCAGCAGGUUUCAAUGAGCGAAAAUCGAACGCAAACGUCACAAUUGAUUGGGUGGCGUAUCAGGGAGCUCCAGUGGGUGGACUGGCAGGCGAAGAACGGGUAUCACAAUGGUGGACUGGAACGACUUGUGUAACGGUGAACUUUCCUUCAAAGAAAUUUCCUAGUGCACCCUCGGUAUUUGUAACUGCAAAGCACCAUCAUUCUGGACUGAAGCGUGACGCAGCUAGUAUCUGGAUCGAGGAUGUCACGCAAUCCUCUUGCAAAGUUUGCCUGAGGGAGCUCCAGAACUACGCAGGAUCC
Pocillopora verrucosa is the source of this 1675-nucleotide messenger RNA. NCBI's taxonomy places the organism in Eukaryota, Metazoa, Cnidaria, Anthozoa, Scleractinia, Pocilloporidae. The record is from RefSeq and is a predicted model, not a curated record.